CGUCAUCGCUUGCUACCUGCCAGCUGCCCUCGAGCUAACUGCCCGCAAAAUGAACCAACUCGUGUUUGCCGUUCUUGCCCUCGCUGUGCUCUCCAUGAGCGCCCAAGCUUCCUUCUAUGGUGGUCUUGGUUUUGGAGGACUCGGUGGGCUUGGAUAUGGUGGGCUUGGAUUCGGUGGGCUUGGAUUCGGUGGGUUUGGAUACGGCGGUCUUGGAUACGGCGGUCUUGGAGGUUGGGGACUGGGCAGACUCGGAUGGGGAGGUCUUGGAUACGGAUAUGGUCUCCCAUUUUCCAUGCCCAACACCAAACGUACCGAUUAUUCCCCCGUAGAGACCACCGUAUCCAAGACCGCCCAAUCCACCGAGUCCUCCGAAUCCACCGCCGAAUCCACCAAUACCGCCGAAUCCACCAAUACCGCCGAAUCCACCAAUACCGCCGAAUCCGCCGAUUCCACCGAAUCCACCAAUACCACCGAAUCCACCGCCGAAUCCACCGAGUCCACCGAAUCCAAGACCUCCGUAUCCAAGUCCACCAAGUCCACCAAGACCACCAAGACCUCCAUAGAAGCUGGCUUGGGCGUUCAUGGCAAGAACGGCGAGGGCGAGAACGGCGAAUACGAUUUUGUUCAUGACCACAAAGAUGGCUUCAAUUGGAGAAAAUGGCACAAGACAAAGGACUCUGGAGAUCUUUGGUUGGCGGCCCAUACCCCAACAGGGAUGAAGGGCAGCGAUGAUACCAUGAACAAAAUCGUAUUCGCCGUUCUCGCCCUCGCCGUUCUUGCCAUGAACGCCCAAGCCAGCUUCUAUGGUGGUCUUGGUGGUCUUGGUGGACUUGGUGGACUUGGAUACGGAGGUCUUGGAUUCGGUGGAAUCGGCGGUGGAUUCGGUGGUAUCGGUGGAUUCGGCGGUAUCGGUGGAUUCGGUGGAAUCGGCGGUGGAUUCGGCGGUAUUGGCGGAUUCGGCGGUAUUGGUGGAUUUGGCGGUGGAUUCGGUGGAAUCGGCGGAUUCGGUGGAAUCGGUGGAUUCGGCGGUCUUGGUGGAUUCGGCGGUCUUGGCGGCUAUGGCAGACUUGGAUUAAUCGGUAAAGGCCUUUACUACUAAAGUGCUUGACCCUAACGUCUGCUUACUGAUGGAACUCCUUGAAGAAAGAGCCGUCUGUUUGUCUAAAUCAUUGCGCAAUAAAUAUUUACAAAAUUA
This is a messenger RNA of Physella acuta, 1195 nucleotides long. RefSeq names its product putative PE-PGRS family protein PE_PGRS46. NCBI's taxonomy places the organism in Eukaryota, Metazoa, Mollusca, Gastropoda, Physidae. The record is from RefSeq and is a predicted model, not a curated record.